Funneliformis mosseae is the source of this 981-nucleotide messenger RNA. NCBI's taxonomy places the organism in Eukaryota, Fungi, Glomeromycota, Glomeromycetes, Glomerales, Glomeraceae. The record is from the annotation of a GenBank genome assembly.
AUGCUAAAUAAAUAUGAAUCUUCAUUCAUAAAGUUCGAUGCGUCAGAGAAUGUAUAUGGUGAUAAUCUAAAAGUAUCUAUUCCUGAUUUUAGCGAAGGUUUUAAUUGGAUUGUUUUAUGGAUUUUAUUGUAUCAAGAGAGGUUUCGAUUAUCUGACAUGACUACUGACACUUUGGUCAAAUUCAUUAGAUAUCUCCUAGUUAACCUAAUCGCAAAUACUUAUAAUUCUUUUCUAACAUCACUAUAUAUGACACGUAAAAGUCUUAGUGUUUGCGCUCACAUUAUAAAAUAUGCAGUAUGUGAAAAAUGCUGCAAACUAUAUAAUGUAUCAGAAGUAUCAACUGAUGAAUAUAGCCAAGUUCUAACUGCCAGUCAGUGUACUUAUGUAGAUUUUCCAAAUCAUCCAAUGGCAAACCAAAGGGUACAAUAUAGUGUUAAAUUUGCUAAGAAAAUUCCUAUUACAAAUGGAAUAGUAUAUUAUCCCUUCAUGGUAUUUCUAAUAGUUAGUUUAAAGCAUCAAUUGCAAUUAAUGUAUAAUCAGAAAGGGUUUAAAGAAGAUGUGGAAGAAUUAGCUGGAAUAGAUUCAAAAUCCUUUUCGGACACUUUUCUUAAUCCUAAAAAUACAAACAUAAACCUUUUGAAAGAAAUAUUAGAUUUAUUAGUUGAGUAUUACUGCAAUGCUUAUGAUAGAGAUUUUGCAACGCUAUCAGAUAUCCAUAUCACUUCACCUAAUGCUAUACCAGUACUUCUGAGGGUAAAUAUUUAUGGACAGUUGCAAUUUGACUCUGAAGUUUUUAGAUCAUUAUAUUCUAAAAGACACGUUAAAUCAGCUAAAAUCUUAUUCCAAUUUCUCCAUAAUAAUACUAAAGACCUUUAUCCUGAAAUUGUUCAAUUUUAUUUUGAACACAUUAUGCAUCUUUCAGAAGGAUCCAAAAAAUAUUUGUUAGUAUUUGUAAAGUGGUAUCUUCUGGCAAAAAAUUAA